AUGGUGAAACUUUUGAUUUUAAUAAUAAUUUUGUUCGUUAAUAUUAUUUUAGUUGGUUCUGAAGAUACAAAUUCUAUUUAUAAUUCCAAUGAUCCAGAAGUUAUAAGUCCAUCUAAAGAAGGAGUUGAACAUAUUUUUGAUUUAAUGAUUGUUAUCAUUCUUUAUAUGAUAACUGAAAAAAUCCCAUUAGGAAUCGCAGCUGCAUUAUUAAAUUUCUUAUUUCAAGUUUUCGUGUGUACAAUGUCUUAUUUUUUUAUUAUAAGAGCAUAUAAUACGACAAACGACUAUUUUUUUAUUCAAUAUCUUAUUACAUAUUCAGUUUUUACAUUAUUUGUUAUUCCUAGCAGUAUUUAUUUUUUGUACCGUGCAAUAAUUACAAUUAAACAUUUACAUUACUAUAAAACUAAAAUUCCAAUCGCUGAGCAAACCGAGCAAACCAGUGAAGAAUCCAAACAUAAGAAGAAAUUGAAAAAAGACCAACUGAAACAUAUGUAUUAUUCUUUUAGCAUCCAAAUCACUAUAUAUAUUACUUUAUUUAUUGCACACUUAACCUUUUUUAUUAUAGCUUUUAAUCGCCAUUAUGUUUUUCAUUUAGCCUAUUGGGUUAUUUUGCUUCCCUCACUUAUUUUUAUAGUAUUUACAAUAAUUGAAGUAAUUUGUGCUGCAAUUUUUGAGAUCGAUGAAAUAACAGAACUAAAAGAUUUAGAAGAACGUGUCAAAAAAUUAGAAGAAUCUAAAGAAUCUAAAAAAUCUAAACCUAACUAUGGACCUUGCAUGAACGUUAUUGUAGAUUUUCAUGAUAGAAUUAAAAAUAGAAUAAUCAUGGGUAUGUUAAAUUAG
This is a messenger RNA of Dentiscutata erythropus, 840 nucleotides long. The record is from the annotation of a GenBank genome assembly. NCBI's taxonomy places the organism in Eukaryota, Fungi, Glomeromycota, Glomeromycetes, Diversisporales, Gigasporaceae.